Messenger RNA from Kluyveromyces marxianus DMKU3-1042, 516 nucleotides. RefSeq names its product sterol transporter (gene NPC2). The transcript has a single exon. Lineage: Eukaryota; Fungi; Ascomycota; Saccharomycetes; Saccharomycetales; Saccharomycetaceae. The coding region runs from base 1 to 516 and encodes 171 amino acids. The record is from RefSeq and is a predicted model, not a curated record. Gene Ontology annotation, molecular function: sterol binding. Gene Ontology annotation, biological process: intracellular sterol transport.
AUGUCAAUCCCCUCCAUUAUUAAGCUCCUCCUAUUCUGCGCCCUCGCUAACGCCAUCUCGUUGUCUGAAUUGGUCAGACAGGCCCCAUUGACCCUCAACAGACCCAUCCCAGGUGGCUCACCCCUCUUGCAAUGUGACCUCGAAGAACCUCAGUCUCUCGAGAUCACCAGCGUCAGCUUGGACCCCAACCCUCCCCAGAGGGGCGAGAACCUCACCGUCGCUGCCUCGGGCAUCUUGAAGACCGUUGUCGAGGAAGGUGCGUACGUCGAUGUCGAGGUGAGACUCGGCUACAUCAAGUUGUUGUCGCAAACGUACGAUUUGUGCGAGCAAUUGGAGGAAAACGACGUUUCCGGGUUGAAAUGUCCGAUCCCAGCGGACGAGUACGACCUGUUGAAGAGCGUCGAGAUCCCUAACGAGGUUCCUCCAGGCAGAUACUCGUUCUUUGCGAGGGCCUACAACGCUGACGACACCCAGAUCACGUGUCUCACGGGCGAGAUCGUGUUCCCGGGGUACUAA